Hippocampus zosterae (dwarf seahorse) is the source of this 4168-nucleotide messenger RNA. Its product is annotated as potassium voltage-gated channel subfamily D member 3-like. The coding region runs from base 686 to 2626 and encodes 646 amino acids. Gene Ontology annotation, cellular component: membrane; neuronal cell body; voltage-gated potassium channel complex. NCBI's taxonomy places the organism in Eukaryota, Metazoa, Chordata, Actinopteri, Syngnathiformes, Syngnathidae. Gene Ontology annotation, biological process: potassium ion export across plasma membrane; protein homooligomerization. The record is from RefSeq and is a predicted model, not a curated record. Gene Ontology annotation, molecular function: A-type (transient outward) potassium channel activity; protein binding. The transcript is spliced from 7 exons.
AUUGACCCUUUUGCUUUCGUCAAAUGCAUUUUAUGGAAUUCAUAGUUGACAUGACCUAAAGCUGCCACAAAACCACACAUUUACCUGAACUGUACGUUCAAUAAUAUCUUCCAAAACGGCUUUGUUUCAAAAGCUUUCAUUGUUGAAAGUCCAAGCGGUGUCUCUCCCGGUCUGUUCUGCUAACUUGUUGAAUGUAUCGAAAGUGACAGUGUAAUUCGUGCCACAUCGGACUGUGUCGUGAGGAGGUGGAGGCUUGAUGACACCAUCAGGCAUAGAAAGAAGCGCAUACAUAUACACUUUGAGCAAGGAGGCUUCAGAAAAACGCAGCGUGCUCUUUGAUCUGCACUCAUCGACAAACACACACACACAAAAUAAAAAUAAAAUCAAAAAGUCAGGGUGUAGACGGCACAGUAAUCCUGCCCUCCCCACCGAACAGACGAUAGUAGCCUCUCUCUCUCGUUGUCUCUCUCUCCAUCCAUCGAGCAGCCUGGAUGCGCUCUGCUCCUCGGCGAAGGAUCCUCGAUCCGUCCGCAGAGGAGGUGCUGCCCGCCGCUUCUUUUUGCUGAAUGGACCGCCGUCUCGGCGCUUUCGUCCCGGCUCGGAUUUGACGCCUAUCCACUUUUUGACGAUGUCAGCUGAUUUUGUGGAACCCUGAAGGCGAGGAGCACUUCUUCCAAGACUCACCAUGGCUACGGGAGUCGCCGCGUGGCUCCCCUUCGCCCGGGCGGCCGCCAUCGGCUGGAUGCCCGUUGCCAGCUGCCCCAUGCCGGUGGCGCCACGAGACCACCGUCGCCGACAGGACGAGCUCAUCAUCCUCAACGUCAGCGGCCGUCGAUUCCAAACCUGGAGGACCACUCUGGACCGGUACCCGGAUACCUUGCUUGGCAGCUCAGAGAAGGACUUCUUCUAUAAUGAGGAAACCAAGGAGUACUUCUUUGACCGAGACCCAGACGCCUUCCGGAGCAUCCUAAACUUCUACCGAACUGGGAAGCUCCACUUCCCGCGGCACGAGUGCAUCUCCGCCUAUGACGAGGAGCUGACCUUCUUCGGCAUCAUCCCGGAGAUUAUCGGCGACUGCUGCUACGAAGAGUACAAAGACCGGAAGCGAGAGAACCUGGAGCGGCUUCAAGAUGACCAGGAGGAAAACAAAGAUGUUAAGCUACCCCACAUGAGCUUCAGACAGACCAUGUGGCGGGCGUUUGAGAACCCUCAUACCUCCACCAUGGCGCUGGUGUUCUACUACGUCACUGGCUUCUUCAUCGCCAUCUCUGUCAUUACCAAUGUGGUGGAGACGGUGCCGUGUGGCUCCACCCCUACUCAGAAAGACAUGCCGUGCGGCGAACGCUAUACGGUAGCGUUCUUCUGCAUGGACACGGCUUGUGUCAUGAUCUUCACAGUGGAGUACCUGCUGCGCUUGUUUGCCGCGCCGAGCCGCUAUCGCUUCAUGCGAUCUGUGAUGAGCAUCAUCGACGUGGUGGCCAUCCUCCCGUAUUACAUUGGCCUGGUGAUGACCGACAACGAGGACGUGAGCGGUGCCUUUGUUACGCUGCGGGUCUUCCGCGUCUUUCGCAUCUUCAAGUUCUCGCGCCACUCACAGGGCCUGCGCAUCCUGGGCUACACGCUCAAGAGUUGCGCCUCAGAGCUGGGCUUCCUGCUCUUUUCACUCACCAUGGCCAUCAUCAUAUUCGCCACGGUCAUGUUCUACGCCGAAAAGGGCUCCAGCUCUAGCAAGUUUACCAGCAUUCCGGCAUCCUUCUGGUACACCAUCGUCACCAUGACCACGCUGGGGUACGGCGACAUGGUGCCAAAGACAAUAGCCGGAAAAAUCUUCGGAUCUAUCUGUUCGCUCAGUGGCGUGCUCGUGAUCGCCUUGCCUGUGCCCGUCAUUGUUUCCAACUUCAGUCGCAUCUACCACCAGAACCAGAGGGCAGAUAAACGCCGUGCCCAGAAGAAAGCUCGAAUGGCCCGUAUACAUUUAGCCAAGUCCGGCAGCGCCAACGCCUUCCUGCUGAACAAACGCAACGGACUCCUAAACGAAUUGCUGGAGCUGACGGGUACAAACACAGGUGAGCAGAAGCUGCCCAAGUCACCGUGUCUUUUAGAGAGCCAACACCACCAUCUGCUGCACUGUCUGGAGAAAACCACUGCUCAUGAGUUUGUAGAUGAGCAGUUAUAUCAGCAGAACUAUGUGGAAGCUGUGAUGCAGAGCUUCCCCGCCGCACGCAGAGAAUCCGUGAGUAGCCGUGACACAGCAACGCCGACCUGCUGCGGCCGAAGGUCCAAGAGGAACACGACCUUGCCCAUUGCCGCCCUGCAGCCCGGAGUCAACCAACAGGCCCCCUUGCAGGAGCUCAGCGCCAUCCACAUCCAGUGUGCUGAUAGACCAUCGCGCUCUACCAGUCGUUCAAAACUGAACCUGAAGUCGGACCAUGUCGGGAGGCUCAACUGUAAGGGCGGCCGAAUCACUACAGCCAUCGUCAGCCUCCCGUCACCCCCCGCCCUGACCACGCCAGACAGUGACAACCUCCGCGGUGCCCCCACUCGCAGGCCGCCGCACCCCUCCCCGGGGCCCAGCAUCCAGACCACGACCAGCUCGGCCAACGUCGUCAAAGUGUCGGCCCUGUGACGCUUUUAGCCGCGGAGACUUUUGUAAAUAUGUGAUGGACACAUUACAGUGGAGGCUUUGAGAGACACUGUGGUGCAAUUAGCACAUCAGUCCAGCGGGUGGCGCUGCUCAGCUUCUACAAAGUCUACUUCAUUAGUUCAAAGAAUGUUUUAUUGUCUAAAAAGUGUUGACUGUGUUGACUUGAAUUUAUGUGUGUGCGUGUGCGUGUGCGUGCGCGUGCGCGUCAUCAAAUGGCCUUUUCUUUGAAGCGCCUCUGCAACUAUUUCAUGGUAGGACCCCCUUUUCUCAUAUAAAGUACCGGUACCUGUUGUUCAGGUCAAAACUACAAGCCAAAUGCAUGAAACUGAGUCAAAUGUGUGGUUUAGUCCUUCCGUGUCUUCUACUUCUAUUGCUUCUUUUUCUUCUUUUUUAUUUUCACAUUCCAUUUGCAGUUUUGUAAAACUAUGUAUAUGUGGAACAACCCACUCAAUGAAUGUCCUGUCUGAACAAAAGUCGUGAGUUACUGUUGCAUCUACUGAAAGUCAAAAGGGUUUUUUUUUUCUUACACUGUUUCUUGUCAAUCCAAUUGAACCAGUAUAGGCACAAAAAAUACCUGUUCUAACUGGAUAUUGUUUAAGUGUGUGCGAGUGUGCGCGCGCGCGUGUGUGUGUCUUUGUGUGUGUGUGCGUGUGUGUGUGUGUGUGUGUGUGUGUGCGCGCGUGCAUCUCAUUGGCUACUGUCUGCGGCGCAAAAACACAACGAUUUCUAUUGGUCCAGAAUGGUGAUAUAAAGUGAGAAAAUGUGCAUAAUCUGUGAAGGGGCAUUUUGUGUUCCAUGUGUUUAUCGUCCCCCAAACAUCCAGAUUGUAUGUAUGUGUGUGUGUGUCAGGGUGGGGGGGCGGCUCACCUGUUUUCUGAGUUUUGGGCAGGUGACUUUCGGAAGCUCAGCUUUGAUUGGUCAUUACCUGAGCCAUCAUUCAUUCGACAUGAGCAAAAUGGCCGCCCCGAGAUGGAUAAAAACAAGUGGACUUUGCUGCUUAAGUGAUGUUCCACAAACAUAAUAUUAAUCAGAAUACCGUGUUUAGACCAUCGGCUGCAUGGAACAUUGUUCUAAAGAAAUGUUUUCAGUUGACUUCCCCAUUAAGGCCUUCUUCCUGAGGGAACAACAUAUUUAGCCAUGAAACGAGUAACUGAUUUGCUGUUGUGUCAGAGCCCGUUUUGUCAGUGUUCAGCACAAGUUUGUUUGAUUUCAUACAAAAAAGGUCAUUUUUAGUAUGAUUUCUAACUACGAGAAGACAAGUGACAUUGUUCAGUAUAAUUGGAUUCAUUUGUGUUGCAUUCCUGUGUUACGGUAGGAACUCGAAAGAGAGAAAAUAUUGUGACAAACUGCUUGAAAGUAACCCAAAUAUGAAACUACACGAUUGUUUUUGUAAAAUGCAGAAAAGUGAUUAAACAUCUGCUCGCCUGUCAUUUCUGUGAAAGUCUUGGCUUGGAUGUUUGUGCUGCUGCUGUUGUCUGUGUGGGUGGGUGGACAUGAGUGUGGGACCAUUAAAAUCUGCUGCAA